GAGGAGCCAGCAGACUGUAAAAUCUCACCUGUCACAACCUCUGGGAGGGUGGAGGCAAGAAUCGGGAAAUAAACAGCGAAACCCAGCUGGGAGGAGCAGCAGCAGAAGAGGAGAACCCAGGAGUCCUGGGCAAGCUUGUUAUUUCUUCUCACCUGAGCUUUUGCCAGACAUCAGGAGUUCAGAUUGCUUCUUACCUGGACCAUACGGCUGAUCUGCUUCCACCUUUUUUUCUAGAAGGCCUCUUGCCCCACUGGGAAAUAGGGCCCAGGUGGUUUGGUUGCCAACUCUCUUUCUCCCCCACCUUUUACCCCUUAGAAGCCACAGUGCUGCAGGUGAGUGUAGGCAUCCUGGCUUCCAACUUCUCCUCACUCUAAGCUGCUGCACCCCCCACUAGGGCUUUCCUGCCCCCCACCGCCCCAAGUCUCACCCUAGAAACCCAUGGCAACAACCACGGCUUCCUCCACGUACCCUGAGGAGGAGGCAGCCCUUUGGAACCCUUUCCCUCUGACCCCACCUGCUAUGGGGGAUGAGUUCUAUCCCUUUGGGGGCGAGCGGCCACAGUCUUUUGUGGCCAAUGUGGCUGCUGGGAAUGGGGACCCCGAAGAUGCGGAUUUGGGGGUGCUGCUGCAGAGGAAAGAGCAGGAUCUGCUGCUGGCAGCUGAACUGGGGAAGAUGCUACUGGAACGCAACGAGGAACUGCAGCGGCGUUAUGAGGAACUGAGCAAGGAGCACACAGAGACCAAGGAGAAACUGGAACAAGAGAAACAUGAGCUCCGUCUGCACCUUGAAUCAGGACGGGCCGAGUUUGAGACCCGCGUGGCAGAGCUGGAGGCCGACUUGGCAGCGGUCCGAGCCCAGUUGGGGCAGCAGCGUCUGGAGCAGCAGGACACAAGCCGGGAGAGUUCGCAGGCCGUCCUGGACCUCUCGGAACAAAACCAGCGCCUGGUGGAGCAACUCAGCCAGGUCACCCAGCUGGAGCAGCGGCUACAGGAUGAACUGGCCUUGUUGCGGGGGGAGCAUCGGACCUUGUCCCUGAGUAGUGCUGAACAUGCCGCCCGGACACAAAGCCUGCAAGCUGAGAAUCUUCUGUUACAAGAGCGGAAGCAAGAUCUGGAGAAGCAGACCCGCCAGCUUCGGGAGGAGAACGAAUCGAUCCAGGCCUUGGUGGACAUGCUGCACAGUAACCUCCUCCUCCUCCGCAAAGAGACCCACGAGAAGGAGCUACGGAUGCAACAGGUUGAAGGGGAAGCGGAGGAGCUCCGGGCUGCCAACCGUCGCCUCCAGCACCAGGUCAAGGAGAUGAAGGAAGAGAUCCGCCUGCAUGAUUUAGACACCUCCGUCACCUCCAUCCAAUCCGAGAUCGAAAGUAGCUUAGAGGAUGCUCCUGGAGCACCUGGGCACGCUCCUAAGCCAAUGGCCAAUGGCAUCUGCAAGGCCUGCCCUACCCCUACGGCUUCAAACAACCUCUCAAGGAGACUGAAAGAGGAGGAAGCUGAAUACGCCCAACGGGUUUCAGCCUUGAGUCACCAGGAGCAAGAUUUACUGAGGCUGAAAGAAACGGAGAUCAUGAAACUCCAGGAUCAGAUAACCCUACAGUACGUGGAACUCUGCAAUUUAAAGACUGAACUAGAGAACCAGAGGCGUCUGUAUCAAGAGAGCGACCGGGAUGAAGCCUUGAAACUAGCCAUAACAGAUCGGGACGAGGCGAUAAUAAAGAAAGGGGAGAUGGAAUUGGAACUGGCAAAAGUCUCCCUGGAACGGGAUUCCAUGAGCCAGCAGUUAUUACGUGUCAUACGCCAGAAGAUGGCACUUUCCCAGGAGCUGGAAGCUUGGCAAGAUGAUAUUCAGUACAUCAUUCACCAGCAACUCCUCCAGAAGCAGCAGGAAGAGACCCAUCCCAUCACCUCAUCACCUAAAACUCCAACGCAAGGCAAGAACCCUCCUUUCUACCACCGUGGCACCAGCACCUCCAACAGCUCAGGCUUCUUCUCACUCUUCCGGAAAAUCUGAGGAGCUGGGUGGUGUGGAGAAGCUUCUGAACUGUCUUAAGCAAGGAAAGGCGGUGGAGGGAAUAUAUAUCACCAGUACCAGAACUGGGUGACGGGAGAUGUCAGUGAGGCCAAGGCUUGCGGUGGCCAGGACCUGAAAUGGUGUCUGGACCUUUUAGCAUCUUGUCAGCUAACUCUAGACCAAAGGAGCUUGUCCUCCUAUUCCAUAUUUUAGUCACACUUGGUCCCUGUUCACAUGCUAUACACAUAAAGGGUGCACACAUGCUGCAGGAAAAACAGGGCCGCACUGUUGGCCCUUGCUCCCAAUGUUUGAGCAUUGAGAUGGACACCUGGGAGCAGGGGUGUAGUGGCCUCGGGUCUCGGGGGGGUGUCUUAGACCCUUUACUUUUUUGGGAGCAGGGUCCCAGCAGGGUCCCUAUGUCUCCAGCAUCCUAUGAGUCAAUCAGCAGUGUGUUAGCCACUGAGAAGAAUCUUCUAACAUGCUUCGUUAUCCUUCCUGCUGAUUGGAGCCCAUCAGAGUGAAAGGAAGUGAGUCAGGCACUGAGAAGACUCUUUUCAGUAGGUAACACUCUCCCCUUUCAUGCUUAUUGGCUCCUAGGGAUGUCUGUUGUGGGAGAAGGCAUUAACAAGGAUCUGAUUUUCAACCCCACAGCACUGUGACUAUCAUGAAGGGAUCCUGCACUUCUGAAUUUGCCACUAUGUUACUGUCUGGGAGUGUAAAGGAUCCACUCUACAUGUGACAUGUGGGGGUUCCUUUACUGAUGUCUAUGUUCAAUGCACAGGUGUUGUGGGCGGAGCCAGCCCAGAACAUAAUGUCAGAGGCGGGGCCAGGAGUUCAGUUUACAGACAUCCACACUCAGUGUGUUGAUGUCACCACAAGGAUUAGCUUGGGAGCAUGAUGCCAGGGGUAGGGUCAGGGGGUGUCUUUUUUCUGGAGAUGUGCCAUGUGCAAGAGAUGGAGAGACUGGAAUGUCCAUUGUAGCUUGUAUUAGGAAAGAAGGAAUGGAAAUUAAUAAGGGAAAUGGGAACGGGGAUGGAAUUUAAUAAGGGGUGAAGGAUGGAAAUUAAUAAGGAGUAUGGGGCCCUAGAGGUGGACGUUAGUAAGAAAGAAGGGGUGGAAAUUAAUUAAGGUAAUAAAUAAUGGCAAGAGGUUUUGAGUUCUCCUACACCCUACUUUCACGCUUUGGCCAUGCCUACUUUGACAAAUGGCCCCUGGAGGGUUAGCCUUUGGUCAAUGCGGCUCUCAGUCUGAAAGAGGUUGCAGACAUCCAUGCUCAAUACAGGGACAGCAGGUGCUGGGCUAGCCUGAGGUUGUGACAUCGGGCAGGGCCAGCAUUGGAGCUCUGCUCCUGUUGCCAACGUGUGAAUAAGGUUCCAUAGCAUUUCUCACUCAGUGAGAAUGACAUGCUGAACUGGCCACUUGAGCUCUAAUGAUAGAUUCAGCCAUGGCACCAGUGUGACUUAUAUGUGGGACAAAGGUAAUUCUUACUUCUGAUAUUCUGCUUGGAACAAUGUCCUCAGAUCAGCUAGCCCUGUUGGUCAAUCCCAAGUACCUAGUGCGUCCUAUGGAAUGAUCACGGGACACUUGGUAGGAUAUUCUCAUCUGAAACUGGGGCAAUCAUAUCCAAGUGGUGGUAGAGUUAACGUAGUCCACCACAGCCAAGUGGAUGGCAUCAGUGGGAUUAGCCUUUCCCGACCUUUGGGUUCCCAGAUGUUGCUGGACUACAAUUCCCAUUAUCCCUGACCAUUGGCCAUGCUGGCUGGGGCUGAUGCGAGUUGUAGUCCAACAGCAUCUGGGGACAGCAUCUAGAUGACUGUUGUGGGUCAACUAACAUCAAAUGAUUAGAUGAAAUUUCCUUUCUUGAUUAACCAAUGAGAUCAUUCAACAUAUAAAUAAACUAGUUUAUUUUGGCCUUUUUUUUUAAACACCUCUAGCUUUCCAACACCGGCUGGCCAGUCUGUGUUCCAACAGAUGUUCUAAGCUUGCCCAGUCUGCUGGCCAAUCAGAGGCAUGAUUCAGCUAAGUGGAUUUUUUCCUGCAGACACAAACCUGCAACGUCAACGUCAUCCAAAUUUCACAGUGCUUUUAAAAAUUUUUACUGAAUGAAGCUAAACCCUAGGUACUGAUCUCUUACUCCUCUGUAAGCUAAAGUCUGUGGGAGUGGAGUAGGCAAGAAAAACAACAUUUCUCCCUGUAGUGGAGGGGAAGAAUUUACAGUGAUUUCUUAGAAGUCUGGAAAAAGUGCUGACAAACUAUUAGGCUUGGGAGAAUAGCAGAACUUGAUGGUCCAUAGGUAUGUUCCUAGGCCGCACUUUUCACUGUACUAGCACUUUAAUUCCCUGUGUAACCAGGGCUGUGGAGUUGGAGUCGUGUAGUCAGAGUCGGAGUCAGGAGCAAUUUUGGGAGGAGUCGGAAGCAAUUUUGGGAGGAGUCGGAAGCAAUGUACCGACUCCGACUUCCAAGUAAAUUUUGAUUGACAAGAAGCAAUUUUGGGUGGAGUCGGAGUCGGACAGUAGAAAAAUAGAGUCGUGUCGGAGUCGGACAGUAGAAAAAUAGAGUCGUGUCGGAGUCGGACAGUAGAAAGAUAGAGGAGUCGGAGUUGAAGGUUUAGUGUACUGACUCCACAGCCCUGUGUGUAACCCCCAUUGGCCUUUUUGGCUGCUUCCCAUAAGUGACCAUCAAGGAACUUGAUGUUACGUACUUGAAUUCGGGGGCAGAGACUAAGGUCACAUCCACACCAUACAUUUAAAGCAUAAUUUAAGCGUGGGACUUCUCCCAAAUACUGUAAUGCUGGGAGCUGUAGUUUAUUAAGAGUGCUGGGGAAUGCAGUUCUGUGAGGGGUAAACUACAGUUCCCAGAAUUCUUUGGAGGAAACCAUGUGCUUUAACCAUACGGUGUGGACGUGAACGGAAAUGAGAGAUUCUGAGUGCAUGCCUUCAUCUAGGUUCGGGUUUUUCUAAAUGGGGGGCAACCUCAGCAUGGCGCUUGGGCCUAUCACUAUGAGGAGGCAUUGUCACUUAACCCCUCAAACUUUGCACAGGGGCACAAUAACCUCCCUCAGUAGGCAGCAGUAUUACUACCCACAGUGCAGUAGGGGACUCACUAUGACUAGGUUUUCUUUGCUGUCUGUUUUUUUAAAAAAACAUCUGUGCUUGUUAAUGGGUGACUUUUAAAAUGUGCAUCGUUAUGCAAACAAGCAAUUAUUACUUUGACACAUGGACACCAGCAAGGGCUUCUGCUGCUCCUUCUCCUUAUUGCUGCAAACCCCCCAAAUGAAGCAGAUGCUGUUUUGCAAGUGUAACUUUUUGGCUGCUUAAGAAACAGGCAGCAAUUCACAUGUCAAAGCUGAUGGGAAGAAUCAAGCAAGAUAUAUAUUUAUCCAUGAAGCAUAAAAUGUAUAUUGUUGUAGAAUAUUUUUGUUGUACAUUUGUUAAAUACAGAUUUAAUACUAUUCUGUUUAUUAAAUAAGGAAG
Molecule: messenger RNA, 5483 nt
Organism: Rhineura floridana
Lineage: Eukaryota; Metazoa; Chordata; Lepidosauria; Squamata; Rhineuridae
Gene: BICDL2
Product: BICD family like cargo adaptor 2
Exons: 9
Coding region: 439-2010 (523 amino acids)
Biological process (GO): vesicle transport along microtubule; Golgi to secretory granule transport
Source: RefSeq, a predicted model, not a curated record